CUGUCCUGUGAGGAGUGAACGGCUUCUAUCCUCUGUGGUCGUUAGGGAUACAGCGGUACCGACGCGCUUCUCCAGACAAAUAAAGCUGAAACAGAUUCACAGUUUUACAGUGGAUUUCAUAUUUUUUUUUACCACUUUAUCGUUUCCACAGAGCUGCCCCUAGAAUGGAGCUGCUGCCUGACGUAUGGAGGCAGGAAUACUGGCUUCCUCCAGGUGUGACCUGGAGAGACAUGGAACAACUGGAAGAGUCUGACCGGCCCCGACCCCAUGACCUCCUCAUAGCUCUGCCCCUCGCGUUGGGCUUCGUUGCCCUACGCUACGUAUUUGAGAGGUUUUUUGCCCCACCCAUGGGCAGAUGUUUAAGGGUGAAAAAAAGACUGCAGGUGACUGCUGUCCCUUCCCCAAAGCUCGAGAAGUUUUACACCCAGCAGAGCAGACAGCCGACACAGAGUGACGUUGUUAGUUUGAUGUCGCUGUGUGGAAAAACCCAGAGGCAGAUUGAGAGGUGGUUCAGACUUCGCAGGAACCAAGACAGGCCCUGUCAAACCAAGAAGUUUGGAGAAGCUGCUUGGAGGUUCUUUUUCUAUCUCACAGCAUUUAUGGCCGGACUGGCCUGUUUGAUUGAUAGGCCGUGGUUCUGGGACCUCAGGGAAUGUUGGAGGAAAUAUCCAUUUCAGCCCAUGGAGAGAGCUCAUCACUGGUACUACAUGCUAGAGCUGGGUUUCUAUGGCUCUUUGCUCCUUAGGAUCUCUGUGGACAUCAAGAGGAAGGAUUUUAAAGAACAGGUCAUCCACCAUUUGGCCACCAUUUUCCUGCUCAGCUUCUCCUACUGUGCCAACUACAUUCGCAUCGGCACCUUGGUCAUGCUGCUUCAUGACUCCUCUGACAUCCUGCUCGAGUCUGCCAAGAUGUUCAACUACGGCACAGGCUGGAGGAAAACUUGUGACACGCUGUUCGUUGUGUUUGCUGUGGCCUUCCUUGUGACUCGACUGGUGAUUUUCCCCAGCAAAAUCAUCCAUACCACCCUGGUUCUGUCAAUGGAGGCGUUUGAACCUUUUUUCGGCUAUUACUUUUUCAACGUCCUGCUGAUGGUGCUGCAAGUUCUUCACAUCUUCUGGGCGGGCUUAAUCUUACGCAUGGUUUAUAAGUUCCUGAAAGGCAAGCUAGAAAAAGAUGAACGAAGUGAUGAAGAGAGCGAGGUUGAAGAGGAAGAUGACGAUAAAGGAGGAAAAGAAAAUAUGGAUCAAGGAGAAGAUUAUUGUUGGAAUAAAAGUAAAAACACCAUAAACUCACAACUGUCUAUGCUGACCAACAAUUGUGUCCUUAAUAACUUGACCAACCACAGGGCAUCUGUAGCCGACAGGAUGCGUAAAGCUCAGUAAAGUCUUGAUGAGUUAUGCUUUAAUCAAGUCCAGUGUGUGUAUAAUACUUUGCACUAUUUAAGUCAGCCCAUGAUUCCUUUUAGGUAAAUUGCCAGUGGCGGGGAAUCAUGAUUGUUUAUUGUAAAACUGUUAGCAGAGGAUAGUUUCGAUCUAUCGACCUCUGGGUUAUGGGCCCAGCACGCUUCCGCUGCGCCACUCUGCUACACAGCCUAGAUGGGACUAAGACCAACAAUGACUGGCUUAGGAGGACAAUGCCAUAUCUAUUAAAAGCCACUGGGGUGGGUGCUAUAGUGUCUACUCAUUUAUAAAUCACUUUCAAUGGACAGGGAUGGUACUAAGUGUGACAAAUCAGGGAGUCAUAAAAAGAGUUCAGUCCCUGCCUGGUUUCUUCUUCGUAGCCUACACAUUGUCUACACUUUUGUAAUAAGUUAAGUUCACAAAAUACUUGUUCAUAAACAAAAAUGAAAUUGUGACUCCAAUAGCUGAUGUAAGACCCAGAAUUAAUUAUGUUUUCGACUUUUGUUACACAACAUACAAGUAGAAAACAAAAUUCAUCAUUUUAUUCUUUCCAGUAUGUCUAUUUGUAUGCCUAUUAAUUGAUAAACUGUCAUAUGUGAUUCAGUCCAAUUAUAUUGUUUUAUUGACUAAUCUUUUGAAUCUUACUUGCACAGUCCAUCAUUAGACAGGUUAUUUAGGUCUUUACAGCAAAAAAGAUGAUCUGUUAUAACAAGAGUUAAUCUUUUAUAAAUGCAACCUUUUGUCAUUCAUAAAUUAUAUGUUUGUUAAUUGUUUAGAGUUUAGUAACUCAUUGCACCUGUUAAUAGUUUUUGACCAAGACUGCUAACAAAUUCCUUUUUGGAAAUGCAUUAAUUUGAUAUAUUUAGGAUCUGCCCAUGUUAUCUUUUUUCUUCCCAUUUUUGCACGGAUACACAGCAUUUUCUCUGGGGGAUAAAAAAGGAUACAUUUAUUUAAUCCAUCACAGACACAUCCUCCUGUACCAAUACAGUCUAUGGGUGACACUAGCCUGAACCAUGACAUGUAACAGACGUGUAAUAUAAUAGUAUCAACUGAAAAUGUGUGUAAUUGAGGUAACGUUAAGAGGUAGGUAUAUACAUAUAGUAAUGUCGUUUGACACGUACUAUUUGCUUGACCAAAUAUAGCUCAAAACCGUGAUUGCUGAUGGAGCAUGGAUUUAUAAAGGGUGGGCCCGCACCUUUCCUAAUAAAACAUGUGAUCAACUUUC
This is a messenger RNA of Eleginops maclovinus (Patagonian blennie), 2625 nucleotides long. Its product is annotated as ceramide synthase 2-like. The transcript is spliced from 11 exons. Gene Ontology annotation, biological process: ceramide biosynthetic process. NCBI's taxonomy places the organism in Eukaryota, Metazoa, Chordata, Actinopteri, Perciformes, Eleginopidae. Gene Ontology annotation, cellular component: membrane. The coding region runs from base 165 to 1382 and encodes 405 amino acids. The record is from RefSeq and is a predicted model, not a curated record. Gene Ontology annotation, molecular function: DNA binding; sphingosine N-acyltransferase activity.